AUGGAAUCGGUACAACCUCCGAGGCCAACGGCUGGGCGGAAGCACCGUGGCAAACAAGGUCCCGUGUGGAGCAGGCUGCUGAAGACGGACGAGGACCUCGCGCAAAAGCAGGCGAGCAAGCUCCUUUUAAGCCCUUGGCUGCCAUGGAGGACUCAACUUGGUGCCUCCAGGCAAGUGCCACAUUCGCGGCGCGACUUCUACGGCGACGCGAGAGACUGCUCCAAGAGAUUGAGGAGCCCCGUGGAGGCGAACUUGCGGGAGAAGGACGUUGCGGAGGCCGGGCGAAACAUGGAGCAAUGCACGACAGAACCUUGCGUUCUACGAACAACGUGGUGA
Symbiodinium natans is the source of this 336-nucleotide messenger RNA. Lineage: Eukaryota; Dinophyceae; Suessiales; Symbiodiniaceae. The record is from the annotation of a GenBank genome assembly.